Morchella sextelata is the source of this 1677-nucleotide messenger RNA. RefSeq lists its product as uncharacterized. Gene Ontology annotation, cellular component: chaperonin-containing T-complex. NCBI's taxonomy places the organism in Eukaryota, Fungi, Ascomycota, Pezizomycetes, Pezizales, Morchellaceae. Bases 1 to 1677 code for a protein of 558 amino acids. Gene Ontology annotation, molecular function: ATP hydrolysis activity; ATP-dependent protein folding chaperone; ATP binding. Gene Ontology annotation, biological process: protein folding. The transcript is spliced from 6 exons. The record is from RefSeq and is a predicted model, not a curated record.
AUGAGCAUUUUCCAAGCCCCUAGAAAUAACGGAACUCUUUUCCUGGGAGGAGAGAAGAUCACCGGCUCGGAGGUUCGAGAUCAGAAUGUUCUUGCUACUCAGGCCAUUGCGAACAUUGUUAAGAGCUCAUAUGGGCCUUCCGGGCUCGACAAGAUGAUGGUGGAUGACAUUGGAGAUGUGACCGUAACGAAUGAUGGAGCUACCAUCCUGAGUCUUUUGGACGUUGAGCAUCCCGCCGGGAAGAUCUUGGUGGACCUUGCCCAGCAACAGGAUAAAGAGGUUGGAGAUGGAACAACAUCGGUCGUGAUCAUUGCCGCUGAACUCCUCCGAAGAGCGAACGAGCUUGUUCGUAACCGGAUACACCCUACCACCAUCAUCACCGGAUACCGUCUCGCCCUCCGAGAAGCCGUAAAGUACAUGCAGGAUGUCAUGUCCAUUAAGGUCGACUCGCUCGGAACCGAAACCCUAAUCAACAUUGCAAAGACCUCCAUGUCGUCGAAAAUUAUUGGUAGUGACUCUGAUUUCUUCGCCAGGCUGGUUGUCGACGCGAUGCAGGCUGUCAAGUCUACCAACGGCCGAGGAGAGGUCAAGUACCCUGUUAAGGCUGUCAACAUCCUCAAGGCUCACGGAAAGGGUGCUUUGGAAUCUAUGUUGGUAAAGGGAUAUGCUUUGAACUGCACAGUUGCCUCCCAAGCUAUGCCUACCCGUAUACAGAACGCAAAGAUUGCUUGUCUCGACAUGAACCUUCAGAAGGCACGCAUGGCUCUUGGCGUCCAUAUCACCAUUGAUGACCCACAGCAGCUCGAGGCUAUCAGGGAGCGUGAGGCUUCGAUGGUCCUGGACCGUAUAAAGUUAAUUUUGGAUGCUGGUGCAAAUGUUAUUUUUACAACUAAGGGUAUUGAUGAUCUGUGUUUGAAGACUUUCGUUGAAAAGGGUGCUAUGGCUGUCAGGCGUUGCAAGAAGGAGGAUCUGAGGCGGAUAGCGAAGGCCACCGGAGCCACUCUUGUCAGCUCGCUCUCAAACUUGGAGGGUGAGGAGGUGUUUGAGGCUUCAUCUUUGGGAACAGCUGAGGAGGUUGUACAGGAGCGUAUCUCUGACGAUGAGUGCAUCUUGGUCAAGGGUACCAAGGCGUUCUCCUCUGCCUCCAUUAUCUUGCGAGGCCCCAACGACUACCAGCUUGAUGAGAUGGAGAGGUCUGUUCACGACUCUCUCUGCGCUGUCAAGCGAACCCUUGAGAGUGGAAAGGUCGUUCCAGGAGGUGGUGCCGUCGAGACUGCUCUGAGCAUCUACUUGGAGAACUUUGCCACCACCCUUGGAUCCCGUGAGCAGCUCGCAAUUGCCGAGUUUGCUUCUUCCCUUCUCGUCAUCCCCAAAACUCUUGCCGUCAACGCCGCGAAGGACUCUUCCGACCUUGUUGCCAAGCUCCGAUCAUACCACGCUGCUAGCCAGACAGCUGAUGAGACUGACACUAAGAAGAAGAACUACAAGAACUACGGUUUGGACCUGUUGAGGGGUAAGGUAACGGAUGAGGUCAAGGCGGGAGUUUUGGAGCCAACCAUGAGCAAGGUGAAGAGUUUGAAAUCAGGUGUAGAGGCUUGUAUUGCGAUCAUGAGAAUCGAUACCAUGAUUAAGUUGGAUCCCGAACAACCACAAGAAGACCCCCACGGUGGCCACUAA